AUGAGCAUCGGACAUGUUAGAUUAACGUCAACAUCGAGAAAAUUGCAUUCGCUGAAUACCGAAGUACUAUCGAUGCAAGUUGGAAUAAAAGCGUUUGAAAAAGCAACAUACGCAAUUUUCGCUGAUGAAGAACGACAAAUAUUUCAUUCGAUCAAAAAAUUGGAAGGAAGAACUGUCGACCUUGAAAACGAACUCCUUAUUUUUGAGAAAGCGGAAAACGAUAUUGGAGACGACAUCGAGUUGAGCAAGAAGGGUCCACUACUCCACCAAUGCUGGUUGCAAAAAAAUUAG
Molecule: messenger RNA, 291 nt
Organism: Caenorhabditis remanei
Lineage: Eukaryota; Metazoa; Nematoda; Chromadorea; Rhabditida; Rhabditidae
Exons: 1
Coding region: 1-291 (96 amino acids)
Source: RefSeq, a predicted model, not a curated record